Messenger RNA from Colletotrichum higginsianum IMI 349063, 2472 nucleotides. RefSeq names its product disintegrin. The coding region runs from base 1 to 2472 and encodes 823 amino acids. Lineage: Eukaryota; Fungi; Ascomycota; Sordariomycetes; Glomerellales; Glomerellaceae. The record is from RefSeq and is a predicted model, not a curated record. Gene Ontology annotation, biological process: proteolysis. The transcript has 2 exons. Gene Ontology annotation, molecular function: metalloendopeptidase activity.
AUGGUUUCCUUUAGGACCAUAGCCGCUGCCUUGGCUGGCCUGGCUUCAUUUUCACAGCAAGCACUAGCGCACUCGACACAACGGAACCCGUUGAAGUACGUGACCAUACUCGAAGAUGCCGUCUUCCACUCCCCGUCGCAACACUGCCACGCCCUCUCGCACUUCGACCUCACUUUCUCCCUGCACGAUAAACAGCAGAACAUUCGCCUGGCGCUGGAGCCGAACCACGACAUCCUCCAUAGCACCCUGGAGGUGAACUACAUGGGCGGCGAUGGAAAGAUCCACACGACCGAGACCGUUGACAGAUCCGAACACCGCGUCUUCAGAGGAAAGGCAUUUGUGCGGCCCGAGGGCCGACCUGAUGAUUGGAGGCAUGCUGGAUGGGCUCGAAUCACUGUACACCGCGACGGCGCCGACCCCAUCUUCGAGGGUGCUUUCCGGCUCGACGACGACCACCACCGUAUCCAGACCGGCGCCAACUACCAUGCGCGCAAGCAUCGUGAGGACCCCGACGCCCCGAGCAGGCAGAACCCCGGCGAGUACAUGGUCGUGUGGAGGGACUCGGACAUCAUCGAAUACUGGACCGAUAAGGAGGACCUGAAAAAGAAGCGCGAAAUCUUCGGCCGUUCUUCCUGCAACUCGGACAGCUUGGACUUCAACAACGACUACAAGAUCGUGGACGCACGGGAUCCCGAACCCUUGCAGUCUGUGUCUUCAAACUCUCUUUUCGGACGCUCUAUUUUCGGCAGACAGUCGAUUGACGGCAGCACCGGUAACAACGGCGCCGGCAUCAACCUCGUCUCCACCAUCGGCCAAACCGCCGGCUGUCCGUCAACGCGCAAGAUUGCGCUGCUGGGUGUCGCCACCGACUGCACCUACACCGCCGCCUUUAACUCGACUCAGGCUGUCAGGCAGAACAUCAUCGACGUGAUCAACGCUGCCUCUGAGGUGUAUGAGAGCACCUUCAACAUCUCGCUCGGAAUCCAGAACCUGACCAUCAGCGACGCAAACUGCCCCGGACAGGCCAGUUCGACCGCGCCCUGGAACGUCGCCUGCAGCAACAGCGUUACGAUUACGGAUCGAUUGAAUCUGUUCUCGGCAUGGCGUGGCAACUCCAACGACAACAACGCCUUCUGGACCCUGAUGAGCACCUGCGGUACUGACUCCGCCGUCGGCCUCGCGUGGUUGGGACAGGCCUGCACUGACGGGGCCCAGACUUCGGGCAGCGGCAACAACAACGAGACGGUUGCUUCGGCAAACGUUGUUAUCCAGACGCCGAGCGAGUGGCAGGUUGUCGCUCACGAGGUCGGCCACACCUUUGGCGCCGUGCAUGACUGCAUGGACACAACCUGCAGCAACGGCGAUUCCGGUAUGAAUAAAUGCUGCCCUCUGAGCUCCGGCACCUGCGACGCUGGUGGCGCCUACAUCAUGAACCCUUCUACCGGCACCGGCAUCCGCGCUUUCUCGCCCUGCAGUAUCGGCAACAUCUGCUCGGGCCUUCAGCGCAGCCAGGUCAAGUCGACCUGCUUGGCCAACAACCGUGAUGUCAAUACCAUCACCGGCAGUCAAUGUGGUAACGGCAUAGUUGAGGCCGGCGAGGACUGCGACUGCGGCGGCACAACCGGAUGCGGCAGCAACAGAUGCUGUAACCCCACAACGUGCAAGUUCACCACGGGCUCCCGAUGUGAUCCGGCCAACGAGGACUGCUGCAACGGGCAAUGUCAGUUUGCCUCCAACGGCACGGUCUGCCGCCAGAGCACCGGUUCUUGCGAUCCCGAAGAGGUCUGCAGCGGUUCGGCAUCCACCUGCCCCAGUGACGAGCACAAGGACGACGGAGACUCGUGUGGCAACUCGGGUGAGGGCCUUACGUGCGCCUCUGGCCAGUGCACCUCUCGCGAUCAGCAGUGCAAGACUGCCUGGGGAUCCCGCACCAACGCGAGCGCGGUGUCAUCUUGCAACAGCGGCAGCUCGGACUGCAUGAUCUCCUGUAAUGUGCCCAGUAUCAGCAACGGUGCGUGCGUGACGAUGAACCAAAACUUCCUCGACGGAACAUCGUGUACGGGGGGCGGCAAGUGCUCCAACGGCCUGUGCCAGGGCUCCAACCCCGGCAGCGAAAUCUGGGACUGGAUUCAGAACAACAAGGGCAUCUUCAUCCCUGUUGUCAUCGUUGUCGGCCUCCUCAUUCUCAUCGUCCUGUUCAGCUGCAUCUGCGGAGCUUGCCGGAGAAGCAGGAGCCGUACCAGGGCCAAGCGCCUUCAGGCCGUCCCGGUGCCGCAGAUGUCGAACGGCAACGGCGGGUGGAACAACUACGGGGGUGCUUGGAGCAACCCGAACAUCCCUCCACCUCCGCCCGCUGCCACUCGUCCCGGCGGUCCUCCGCCCUACCAGGGCAGUUACCAUGGCAGUUACCAGGGCGGUCACCAGAAUGACGGUUGGGGGAUGAACAGGACCCAGAGCGCCAGGUACGCCUAA